Molecule: messenger RNA, 2786 nt
Organism: Leptidea sinapis
Lineage: Eukaryota; Metazoa; Arthropoda; Insecta; Lepidoptera; Pieridae
Gene: Ak3
Product: GTP:AMP phosphotransferase AK3, mitochondrial
Exons: 1
Coding region: 389-1039 (216 amino acids)
Biological process (GO): nucleobase-containing compound metabolic process
Cellular component (GO): cytoplasm; mitochondrion
Molecular function (GO): ATP binding; AMP kinase activity
Source: RefSeq, a predicted model, not a curated record
UAAAUGUUUAUGUCCUAUCUUAAUGAAUGUAUUGAAAUAUUUUAGAGUUGGUGUGUUUAGUUUAAUUUAUUCGUUUUGGUUUUAUAUUUUAAAUUUGCGUAUCUAUUCACAAACAUUAAAUAUUUUAUAGUAAUUGUGCAAUAUUAUUUAAGAUUAUUUAUAUACUAAUAAUACUAAGAAAUAAUGUGAUAUGCAUCGGUUUAUCGUUCGAAGUGGAUGAUAAGCGAUUUGGAUGAUUAUAUUUUAUGAUUUGUGUAUCAUAUAGCGAAGUGUGUAAUGGAAGUUGUAUGUCGUUAGAUUCUGUCUGUGACCUCACGUGUGACGUGUUUAUAGUCGUGUUAAUAUCAAAGUACAAUCUUAUUGAAGGUCGAUAGCUAGACGAUUCAUAAUGUUAAGAUCAAAAUUGCUAAAAGCGUUAAUUUUAGGCGCCCCAGCUUCAGGAAAAGGGACGAUAUCAACGAGAAUAGUAAAAAAAUAUGCUAUUGAACAUGUAUCAAGUGGUGAUAAGCUUAGAGACCAUAUAGAAAGGAAGACAGACCUGGGUAAGGAAGUCCAGAGCUAUUUAAGUGAAGGCAAAUUAGUACCUGAUGAUGUGAUUAUUAAAUUUAUGGUUGCUGAAUUGAAAAAGGUGGAAAAUCGGGCAUGGCUAUUAGAUGGUUUUCCUAGAACUGUGACCCAAGCAAAUGCUUUAUGGAAAUUACAGCCAGUAGAUGUUGUUUUAAACUUAGUAGUGCCUUUUGACAUUAUAAUUGAUAGGGUUAAAAAUCGGUGGGUACAUUUAUCAUCAGGUAGAGUCUACAAUAUUGGUUUUAACACACCAAAAGUGCUAGGAAAAGAUGAUGUUACUGGUGAAGACUUAAUACAGAGACCUGACGAUAAACCUGACGCAGUUAAGAAGCGACUAGAAAUUUAUGACAGAAUGACAAGACCUGUAAUAGAUUUUUAUUUAGAGAAAGGUAUACUCAAGAACUUUGAAGGUAAAACUUCAGAUGAAAUUUGGCCAAAGGUAACACAAUAUUUGGACUCUUUAAAACUUUGAAUUUGGGAUAUUAUAAACACUUCUUUGUUAACAUAAAUUUUUACAAAACUGCAAUUACGAGAUCUUAAAAAUUUAAAAAUUGUUGUGCACAUAACUUAUGAAGUCAUAAUGUUGCCAUAUCUUAAUAAUAUACUAUAGUAAUGAUGGUUGCAUGAUUCAGUGUAAUAUAUAAACUAAGAAUCAACCAAUAGUUAUACAAUUUUUAAAUGUCCAAUAGUUAAAGAUUAUAGCAAAGUUUUUUUUUAAUAACAUUCUAUGUGGUGAUUUUCUGUGAAUUGUAGUCUUCCAAUAUAAUGGCACAAAACAUACAUAAAUGUACAAAAUUAUAAAAGAUUAAGUUAGUUUCAUAGAUUGUUCAAUUUAAUAGUUUUAUGUACAAAAAAUAAACUAAUAUAUUAUCUUAGUAAUUGUAUACAAUUUUAUUUUAUAUAUAUUUACAUGUCUUGCCAUUAAAUUUUUAUGGUUUUUUUCUUUCCUUAAUAAAUCUGAGGUUAUGUAAAAAAAUUUAUAUUACAACUUAUUGAUUUAUAUUGAGAUUUAAAAUCACUGUCAAUGAAAAAAAUAUGGACAUUAUUAAAAAAAUCAUGUCUUAUUUAAGUGUUGAGAUAUUUCAGAGUAUUAUUCUCAAUUAACUUACUUUUCAUGGCAGCUAUAUUACGGGUACCUCAAUGGUGCCUUUUUCGGCCGUGAAGUGCUUAUGUGUAAACAUUACUGUGUUUCAGUCUGAUAGGCGCCAUAGCUAGCGAAAUUACUGCCCAAAUGAGACUUAAUAUCUUGUCUUAAGCCGACGAGCGCAAUUGUAGUGCCACUCAGAAGUUUUGGGUUUUUCAUGAAUCCUUCAUUGUAAUGGGCAGGGCAGGGCGUAUGAAUUACCACCAGCUGAACGUCCUAAUCGAUUUGUCCCUUAUUUUCAUUUAAAAAAAAAUAAAAUGGAUUUAGCUGUUUCUGAGAUAAGUGUGCUCUAGCAAAUCAACAAACACAAAAAAUGCUAGAAACUAUUUUUUGGAGUUGGUUACGUAAGUUAAACAUAUAUACAAAUGAUUUUAUAUAGGAAUUAUUAAAUGCACAGUCUCUGCACCGCUAUGAUUUCAUUAUUACAUGUUAUCAUAAUAUUAUAUUACUAAAUGUCCGGAAUUCCAGUGCUCAAAUUAGAGCCCCUGUAGAUUAGUUUGUUACUGUGUAAGUUAUAUCAAAGUUGUCAUAGACAGAUAGUUUGAAUAUUAUAAUGGUAGCUGAUAAAUUAUAAGCUAACUUUUAUGGCCUUACAAAUGAACUUGGUAUAAAGUUAUAACUGAUGAUAAACAAAGAAAAUGCAAAAUUGCCUUGCAAAUAAACGAGGGAAACGUUAUAUAUCCAAACAAACCAUUGGUAAGCAAAAUGUCUAUUUGUAAACAUUUUAUAUAUUCUUGGUUUAUGCUUAGUAAUAACUUUAUACCAAUUUUAUUUAUAAAGCCGUUAAUGUUUACAAACUAGUUAAUGGUGUCUUGUUUAUAUUAAGAUAUAAAAUGUGUUAUUUUCAUUUACAUAAUAUGUGAUUUAUUAUUAAGGAUAAAUGAAUUUUACUGUUGUUGCUAUUGAAGUUUUAAUAGAUUUGUGUACUUAUUGUAACAAUAAUUAUUUUCAUAUGGAGAUAAUAAGCCUAAGUAGUCAUAAAUGUUCAAACACAUGAAUAGUUUGUAGAUACAUAUACCAAAGUCAUAUUUUAUUGUUUCUGAGAGGAGUUGAGAAAUAAAAGUGAUAAAACGUA